This is a messenger RNA of Paramormyrops kingsleyae, 3086 nucleotides long. It is a transcript of the gene fgf16, whose product is annotated as fibroblast growth factor 16. NCBI's taxonomy places the organism in Eukaryota, Metazoa, Chordata, Actinopteri, Osteoglossiformes, Mormyridae. The record is from RefSeq and is a predicted model, not a curated record. Gene Ontology annotation, molecular function: growth factor activity.
CAGCUUCUUCCCCUCUUUUUUUCCCCCUCCCAAUUUCAUGUAAGGCUGCCGAAACAGCUGGUUUCGAAGCUAUACCACUACCGCCGAGGGAGCAGGCUGGGAAGCACCUGCUUCCAGCGAGGAGGUGGAGAAACAGCUUUCAUUUAAACCUCAAAAGGCAGCUUCUCCCGUUACUCGUAAGGCGCGCUUGUACGGCGAGUUACCCCAGUAUCCGGAUGAACAGCCAGACCGGUGUCUCCGUUGCAGUUUAGGGCUACCGGAGGGGCUACUUUCCUCCUUCUUACUGUCAAAGAAAAACUGAUGGGUGAUAGAGCCGUGGUGCGAUGGUUAGCCAGCAGGACGACAGAUAAGAUCAAAAAUAGGCAACUAAGUGAAAUAAGUGGGUGUCACACGGAGAGAGACAAAGGAUUUUACCCAGACAUGUAGUCAGCCGCGGCUUGGCAUCAGGCUGCGCUAAAGUUUUAUGCAGUGUGCUUUUUAACAUGUUUACAGGAAUUCUGUAGAGGGGAAUUAUGCCUUUGGUUGCAUGGUUUAGGUAGCAGCCAAAAAAAAUCUGCAGCCAAGAGUAGCUAUGCUUCAUUUGCGGAGUGCAAUGUGUAGAUUUCGUCUGAAGGCUCACUUCAUUGUUCAUAACUUAGCAGCAGUGACAGAAAUAACAGGGAUCAUAAGAGUAACGGAAUCGGCGGCAGCAUCAAAAACAAAAACGGAGGCGAGAAAGCCCCACAUUUUUCUUCGGCAAGCAAACUUAUGUGCGUAAAGUGGAGAUGCCAGCCAGGCGUGGCUUGUAUUUGAAUAUCCAAUAUGUGAAUGCUCGGGGAGUAUGUAUAUAAACGCCGCUUUCCAGUUGAUAAACAGACAUUUGCACGCUGAUGAAUAGCAAAGGAUGGUUUAUGAAAGGCUUGUCAAGCAUUCAUUCUAAGAAGGGCGAAGCGCAACUUGCCGGAUACGUUUCGAUCCGCGGCGACUGCAUGGGUUUCUUUUACGGCGAACUUUAAUCUCCUUGUCGACUUUACUUCUAAUUGGGCAAACAGAUCGCUCCAGCUUUACGCCAUGGCAGAAGUCGGCGGCUUUCUUGGGGUGCUCGAUCUGGAUUUACAAGGGUUUCCAGCGCUCGGGAAUAUGCCUUUACCGGAAUCGCCCGUGGGCUUGAAUGAGAGAUUGGGACAGAUUGAAGGGAGGCUACAGCGCGGCUCCUUGACGGAUUUUGGCCACCUGCAAGGCAUUUUGCGACGACGGCAGCUGUACUGUCGGACGGGUUUUCACCUGGAGAUAUUUCCCAAUGGGACAGUUCACGGGACCAGACAAGAUCACAGUCGAUUCGGUAUCCUUGAGUUCAUAAGCCUGGCAGUGGGACUGGUCAGCAUCCGAGGGGUGGAUGCUGGAGUCUACCUGGGCAUGAACGAGAGGGGUGAACUCUAUGGGUCGAAGAAGCUGACUGCAGAGUGUGUCUUCCGGGAGCAGUUCGAAGAGAACUGGUACAACACCUACGCCUCCACGUUGUACAAGCACACGGACACCGGCCGCUACUAUUACGUGGCUCUGAACAAGGACGGCUCACCCAGGGAGGGGGGCAGGACUAAAAAACACCAGAAGCUCACCCAUUUCCUGCCACGGCCUGUGGAGCUCAAGAAAAUACCCCAGGCUUAUAGAGACCUGUUCCAGUACAGCUACAGAGGGAGAAGGACACCCUUUUAAGUCGCAGACGCCAGCUGAAGUCCCAGGAGCAUUAGCGACGAUCUUUUGGCUGUGGAACCGUUUUCAGUGCAAACUGAGCUAACAGCUGAACUGACUGGAUCAGCUGUUGUGAAUCUAUUCCGGGGGCUCGCCGUUCUCUGAGGAUGAGGGAUCGCACUGGAGAACGGGUCCGAGAACCCAAGGCCGGCUCCUCAGAGUGUCCUAUCCCGUCGGCCAACCCCAGGCUACAGGUGUUUGACUCUGGACUCCCACGUCAUGCAGCGGUCAGUGACUCGGAUGCAGUCCGCCGGAACCCACUCAGAAGUGCCUUUGGCGUUCGCGACCACGUCCUUCCGCUUCUUACUAAUCCACAAGCACUGAAAUCUUUGUGAAGGUGGAUUUCGGGCCUCACCAUUAACCGGCAUCGCGAAGCAUGAGGGACCUCGCACUUAGCUUCCCGAUUGUACGCUGCACAAAAGAUGCACGACUCCGGUUUGGCCGACGAGGGAUCAAAACAGCUUCCUAGUUACCGCAUGCCCCCCCUGCAGCUUCAUUUACAAGUGCAACGAAAUUAGCUCGACCUGAAAGAUGAAAGGCAGCCCUCCCUGUUUUCUGAACUGGCGAACGACAAUCAACAGUUACUCAUGAGCAGUAAGGGGGGGUGGGGGGAGCAGUGGUUUACGGGAGGCAGCGAGCAAAAAAUUGGAUAGUGCGCAUGAAAAGACGGGGGGGAAAAAAACGGGAGUGCUUAAGAAGGAAAACAAAGUGCGAGUUAACCGGGCCGCUUCCCAGGGCAUUGGCCCAGAGUGACGAAUGAGCAAUCUGCACUCUGAGACAGUGGAAGAUUGAUGAACACUUAACAGCAAGCCCUCAAAAUUAAGGAUCAUCUCUCUGAACUUCCUGGGGGGGGUCUGUUCAUCACAGUGAAAACUAAUAGCAAACAUAUUAUCACCGUGGGGGGGGUGGGGGCAGAAUGCUGCUGGAAAUAGGCUUCGGACUUUGUUACUCCAAUCACAGCCAGGGUUAUGGUGUUCUCAGAAUGCUUGUUAUGUUGGUGUGUGAACUGCAAGAGAUUUACAGUGUUCAUGCUGUCAGAAACACUAUUAAAACCUUAACAAUGGCAGUGUAAAUAUGGAUGAGCCUAUUUAUAAGAUGUACAAUAUAUUUAUUUUCUACGUACAAAUAUAUAUAUAUAUAUAUUUAUUUAUUGCAAAGAUUUUAUUUUGUAAUGAACUUGAGAAGUUAACAAUUGUAGGUUCUACUGAAAAACAAAAAAAAAACAACAAAAAAGAGCAGAAUUCACCUGACAAUAAAAUUGUCUCACUAUUUAAUCUUCAUUUUGAGUGACCGUUUUGCUUGGAAAGAUAAUAAUAAAUCCUCCAUUACUAAUUAAAACCUGCUUUUUGAGAAAA